Molecule: messenger RNA, 3380 nt
Organism: Rattus rattus (black rat)
Lineage: Eukaryota; Metazoa; Chordata; Mammalia; Rodentia; Muridae
Gene: Lnx2
Product: ligand of numb-protein X 2
Exons: 10
Coding region: 239-2299 (686 amino acids)
Molecular function (GO): protein binding; ubiquitin-protein transferase activity
Source: RefSeq, a predicted model, not a curated record
GCGCUCGCCCCCGAGGGGAAAGGCAGCAGGGGCGGUUGAGAAGUAAAGUCUUCGCCGGACUUUGCUUCUCGCCAGGAAAUCGGCGGCGGUGAGUCCCGGCAGAGCGGAGCCGGGUAGCGUCCUCGUCAGCGCGCCCGCGGGGAGCCCGCCGCUUUCCGUCAGUGAGUUACUUCGCCUCAGGCAGACACACACCCUGCAAGUGUUGGACCCAUGAGCCUCUGGGAACGGCCGAUUGACCAUGGGAACAACCAGUGAUGAGAUGGUGCCCGUGGAGCAGGCCUCCUCGGCCUCCUCCCUAGAUCCCCUGUGCUUCGAGUGUGGCCAGCAGCACUGGGCGAGAGAAAACCACUUGUACAACUACCAGGGGGAGGUGGACGACGACCUCGUCUGCCACAUUUGCCUCCAGCCCCUGCUUCAGCCGCUCGACACGCCCUGUGGACACACGUUCUGCCACAAGUGCCUCAGAAACUUCCUGCAGGAGAAAGACUUCUGUCCGCUGGACCGCAAGAGGCUUCAUUUCAAGUUGUGUAAGAAAUCUAGCAUCUUGGUCCAUAAGCUUCUGGACAAAUUACUGGUUCUGUGUCCAUUUUCUUCCGUGUGCCAAGAUGUAAUGCAGCGCUGUGACCUGGAGGCGCAUCUUAAAAACAGGUGUCCUGGAGCCUCUCACCGGAGAGUUGAUCUAGAGAGAAGGAAAACUAGUCAAGCUCAUACACAGAUUGAGGGUGAAACUGGAUCCACUGUAAUAGAUCCUCCAGGCCCCUCACCCCCAGAAACGGACUGCUUGGGCACUGUGCCUGGCGAGAGAAACUCGACACCUGCACCUCUUCCUGUGUGGACCGAGGAUCCCGGCCUGGACAACCCCGCCUUUGAGGAGAGCGCUGCAGCUGACUCCGUACAACAGCCACUUAGUUUACCAGAAGGAGAGAUCACCACCAUCGAGAUCCACCGCACUAACCCGUACAUCCAGUUAGGAAUCAGCAUCGUGGGUGGCAACGAGACGCCACUGAUCAACAUCGUCAUUCAGGAAGUCUAUCGGGACGGGGCCAUCGCCAGAGAUGGAAGGCUCCUUGCCGGAGACCAGAUUCUUCAGGUCAACAACUGUGAUAUCAGCAACGUGUCCCAUAAUUACGCCCGGGCUGUCCUUUCCCAGCCCUGCAGCACACUGCACCUGACAGUGCUUCGGGAGCGGCGCUUCGGCAGCCGUGCAAACAACCACGCCGACGGCAGUGCGACGCGGGACGAGGUCUUCCAAGUGCUGCUCCACAAACGUGACUCCGCAGAGCAGCUCGGCAUUAAACUGGUCCGAAGGACAGAUGAGCCGGGCGUUUUCAUUCUUGACCUCCUGGAAGGGGGGUUGGCUGCACAGGAUGGCAGGCUCAGCAGCAAUGACCGGGUGCUAGCCAUCAAUGGACAUGACUUGAAGCAGGGGACCCCAGAGCUCGCUGCCCACAUUAUUCAGGCCAGCGGAGAGAGGGUGAACUUAACAAUUGCCAGACCAGGGAAGGCCCAGCCCAGCAACGGCAGCCGUGAGACCGGAGCACACAGCAGCAACCAUGCUCAGCCGCCCUCUCACAGCCGACCAAGCUCACACAAGGACCUCACCCGGUGUGUCACAUGUCAGGAGAAGCAUAUCACUGUAAAGAAGGAGCCGCACGAGUCCCUUGGGAUGACUGUUGCUGGGGGCAGAGGGAGCAAGAGUGGCGAGCUGCCCAUCUUUGUGACCAGCGUGCCACCCCACGGCUGCCUUGCUCGAGACGGCAGGAUCAAGAGAGGUGACGUGUUGCUGAACAUCAACGGCAUUGACCUGACCAAUCUAAGUCACAGCGAGGCUGUGGCCAUGCUCAAAGCCAGCGCUGCGUCUCCGGCCGUCAUCCUCAAAGCCCUGGAAGUCCAGAUUGCUGAGGAAGCAGCCCAGGCCACCGAGGAGCAGCCAGGUGCUUUCAGUGAGAAUGAGUAUGACGCCAGCUGGUCCCCGUCCUGGGUCAUGUGGCUCGGGCUGCCAAGUGCCCUUCAUAGCUGUCAUGAUAUAGUCUUACGAAGAAGCUACUUGGGAAGCUGGGGCUUCAGUAUCGUGGGCGGAUAUGAAGAGAACCACACCAAUCAGCCUUUCUUCAUCAAAACCAUCGUCUUAGGAACGCCUGCUUACUACGAUGGAAGAUUAAAGUGUGGAGACAUGAUCGUAGCUGUAAAUGGCCUGUCGACUGUGGGCAUGAGUCACUCUGCUCUGGUCCCCAUGUUGAAAGAACAGAGGAACAAGGUCACUCUGACGGUCGUCUGCUGGCCCGGCAGCCUAGUGUAGAACCUAGACAGCGGUCGGUCUCCAGUCUCCAUCCCUCCUGCAGGCUCUAGAAGGAAGCCCCUCCGGUGUGGCGCUUCUGCUGGGCUGCAGCCACGGGGCCAAAGCACCGACAUCACCCUGUGUUUCCUCUUGGCCUGGAAAUCAGCUCCCGCCAGCUCCAGGGACUCAGUUCAGAUGCUCUCGGUGGCUGGCAAGGCUGUCCCCAGGAUGAAAGUGGCUCCUGCGCCUACAGAGGCUCCGUCAUGAACCGAGUUACAUUUGCAGCUCCUCUGUCAGCAGCUCCCUGCAGCGCUUCCCGCCCUGGCAACAGGGGCUGCGAAGGGGCAUCUUAGGUUUUCCUCAUUUCCCAUUGGUGCCAACAUUUCAAGAUUUUUUAUACCGUUUAUAAAGUGACUUUUCGGUUUGUUUCUACUGCAAUCUUCACUACUCAAAUGAAGACACAAGUCUGACACCACUAACGAGACUUCUUUUUAAAUAAUGUACUGUGGUUGAAAUAGUAGAGAGUCAAGGAUAAUGCUUUUCACGGGGCAGAGCGGCCUGGGAGGUAACUUCUGGAAGUGGCAAAGCAGCGUUGCCUCGGACAGCCCAGAGGCACGAAGAUUCUGUUCAAAAGGACAGUUCUGUUACUUAGGGCAAGUUCCAAGAUGUUUUUCUAAAAGUCAUUUCUGGAGUUUAUAGCUAUCAGCCAUCUUGCCUGGAGAUGUUUUUGUGAUUUAUGCAAUUGAACUAGGUGAUUUAAAAAGCAUUACUUCAUAAAACACAACACACACACACACACACACACACACACACACACACACACGCACGCACCACAGCUAAGUUAAAAGGGAGUCUUUGAUUCUUGUUCCUGUGUAUUUUAGAAACCCUUAGUUUCCCACAAGAGACCAAACAGCUGUUUGUUUGGGGUUUUUUUGUUUUGUUUUUAAUCUGAAAUAGUAGAUAUUAAAUGUUAGUCAUUUUAGCUGUUGCCCACUAAACUUUCUUUUUCUUUCUUUUUCUUUUUUAAUGUUUUGAAAGCUAUGUUUGUCCUUUAUUCAACACAGUUGACCCUUAGACGGCAUAAAGUAAGAGUUAAUAAGAG